Macrosiphum euphorbiae (potato aphid) is the source of this 360-nucleotide messenger RNA. The record is from the annotation of a GenBank genome assembly. NCBI's taxonomy places the organism in Eukaryota, Metazoa, Arthropoda, Insecta, Hemiptera, Aphididae.
AUGACAAUAGCAGAGCUAAAAAAUCAUGUAUUUGAAGCACUUAAGGUUCCUGUUAAAGAUCAAAGAUUAUUGCUUACCGGUCGUCCUUUAUGUGAUGAAAAAACAUUAGUUGAUUAUCCACAAAUAAAGGACGGUACCAGAUUGAACUUAAUUGUUAAACAGCAAAUCAUUAAAACUGACGAAUUAGAAGAAAUGAUCACUAAGCACGUACGAGAACAUUAUAGCUCAGAAGAUACGGUCAAGGUAUUAAAAGAAUUCAUGAAGGAAUUUGACCGUUCUCUUACACAGUUCAGCUUAGAUGACUACGAGCGUAUGGCCGAAUCAUUGUUGACCAAUGAUGAACAACAGAAGAGUCAAUAA